Messenger RNA from Dufourea novaeangliae, 3351 nucleotides. RefSeq names its product tricalbin-1-like. The record is from RefSeq and is a predicted model, not a curated record. Gene Ontology annotation, molecular function: lipid binding. Lineage: Eukaryota; Metazoa; Arthropoda; Insecta; Hymenoptera; Halictidae. The coding region runs from base 1 to 3351 and encodes 1116 amino acids. The transcript has 18 exons.
AUGAAAAUCAUAGAGCAAGAGAGGGAGGCUGAAGCCAUUCGCGGUGCACUGUACCUUAGCGUGGCCCUUGCAAUCGCGUGGAUAAUAGGCGCGGCGGGAUUAUCAUUGGCAUGGCUGGUGCUGGUUCUGGCAUUAGCAGGGACGAUAUUUAAAACAAGAAUAUCGAGGCUUCUUCAGUCAGCGAUCCAACAGGAACUGGGUAGGCUGCGUCGAAGAAGGGCUCUAUAUAAGGACGAAACCGCCGAAUGGCUAAGUUUACUCCUCAACAAAUGGUGGAGAUUCAGCGCCGCGAGUAUAUUCUCCUUAGCGAAGGAAAGGCUGGAACCGUUAUUAAAUGAAGCUAAACCUGGAAUACUCGGACCAUUGGAGCUGAGGGAACUCACCUUUGGCGAACAGACCCCCUGUGUGACACGCGUAAGAACUUUAGACUACACCAACGACGAUGACAACCUCGACGGUCCAAUCGGGCAAACAAAAGUGUCCAUUGAGGCCGACGUACGGCUCGAUUGCGAGCAGUUUCGUAUGCUGAUCACAACGAGACUGUUCGGGAAAGGGGUCGGCAUGGACGUGGAUUUGGCCGUGGAGAAACUAUCACUCUCGGGAACGAUACUGGCCACCCUGACCCUUAACUCCAUGGCGCCGUUUCCCCAUGCAACCUCUUUAAGCGUGAGCUUCUUGGAGAAACCGGACGUCUGGUUCAGCGUGAGAAUCCUCCGGGCCGUGCAAAUGAUGGAAAUGCCUUUAAUUAAGACCUGGAUCCACGCAGUGGUCACGGACGCGCUGGCCAGCUGGAUCGUCGAUCCGGGCCACUUGGAGAUGGAUCUGAGAGCGCAAGAACGGCCCGGGCCGAGAUUGGAUUUUAUGGCGAAUUCCAUACCCCGGGGUGUGCUCACCGUUGUCCUCUCCCAAAAUGGCUGUUCAGGUAAUCGACCUCCGAUCGGUGACGAGGCGAGAUGGCUGGUGGUAACGCUAGGCGAUCAAAGGAGUGUGACGACUCCCUUAAAUUCCACUUGGAACGAGGACGUCUCGUUCCUAGUUGGUGCCUUGGAUAACGAGAAAGUAUCCAUCAAAUUAAAAGCUAAACGACUUGUCAGCACGAUCACUUUGGCGCAUUUCGAAUUGGCGCUAGGUGUUUAUAACUGGGACGGCUCGCAGAUAGUCGAAACAGUAUUGCAGCAGAAGAAACCGUCCCGCAACAGUGCAAACAUUCCAAACAUCAACGCUCGAUUAGAAUACACAGCACUCCCGAAAUUGGAUCCAGAUCUACCGCAACCAGAAAUAACCGAAGACAAUUCACAUCUCUCAGGAGUGCUCGUGGUGUACAUUCAUUCGGCGGACAAUCUGAACAGCGACAAUUCUCAGUGUAACCCUUACUGCAUGUUAUUUAACAAUCGAAAGAAGGUGAAGACCACGCAUUAUGUUCGAAGUACCACAUCGCCGUGCUGGGAAUCCAGGGCUCAGUUUCUGGUUCAGGAUUAUACUCAAGUGUCGUUGAGCUUCGUCGUGUACUCCUGGAACAUAGCGAAAUCGAGUGACAGCGAUAUGCUUGGACUCGCUAUACUGUCUUUGUCGCAGGACAGCACAUGGAUAAUUAGAAAAGACCUGCCUCUCAGCGGCUCGAACAAUAUGUCAACAAUGACGGUGUCCGUAAUGUUCCAUCCGGUGAAAAGCGUGCAGCAAGUGGUCACCAGUCGUAGAAGUAGCUUGGCCCUUCCCAUGUCGGACGACGAACCGAAAACGAAGAGGAACAGCCUGCCUUGGAUGCAACAGGCAAAGCUGCUACUAACCCACAAGGACAUAGAUCCUGCCUCGUCGGACGUAUCCAGUCUGCUGUCCACCGGAAGCGGACUGAUGGAGGUGACGCUGAUACGAGCCAAGGAUCUCAUGGCGAAAGAUUUGAACGGGUUUAGCGAUCCUUUUUGCGAAUUAAAGCUGAACAACGAGACGAAAUACAAGAGCAGCAUAAAGAAGAAGACGUUGAAUCCUUGCUGGGAUGAAAGUUCCAUCAUGGGCUUGCCUAGGACAGGCGAGACCUUGGAUGUCGUUUUAUGGGAUCAUGAUACUUUUGGUAUGAAAGAUUAUCUUGGAAAAGUAUCAUUGACUCUCGAUGACAUCCGGAAAUUGUCGAACAACGAUCAGUCCAAUUGGUUUACGUUAAGGGGAACCAAAACCGGAUCUGUAGAACUGAAGAUUAAGGUCCUGUCCGAAGAGUGUGAGACUCAAAGCACGUACGCAGCCAGCAAUAUUAGCGAGAGUUCAAUGCAGCUGAAUAUCGAGAGCUCUGAAACGGUGUCGAACAUUAUUAGGAGACCGUCGAUGGAAAAGUCGAAGAUGAGACUACAUUUGGAUGUCGUGCCGCCCCCGCCACCGCCGCGCACAGUGACACUGUUGAAACCAACAGUUUCUAGUCAAUCUGACAAAGCUAGUAUUGGAAGCAAAGAUUCCAGCGAGAUGAACGGCACCCAGAAUUCAUGGAUACCUAGCGUUAUCACGGAAACGGUAACGGACGUGAUCGAUACCACCGAUGCGGCGAAAUUGAGAGAAAGACGAUCAUCUCAUAACAGUCUGACACCAAGCCCGGAACAAGGCUUUGGCAAGAAGUUACCGCAAUACAACAGCUUCCGUGUCAUGAAGCAAAAGGUGAAGAGAGGACUAAAACUUCGUAGAUUUCGGUCAGAAGUAAAUAUAGAAGAGAAGAAUGAUGCGAAGGGUAUAACAUUAAGUCUAGAACCCAGAGGGGGUGGAGAAGCUGAUGCUACAGAGCUAUUACAAGAAUCUGGCUUAGCUCAUGCUGUAUCACAACCCGAUAUGCUCGGCAGAAUAAGACAGUCUAGUCCACGUUUAAGGCUGAGACCAAAUGAAUUAAAAAUUGUCAAUGGUACCAGAGAAAAAUAUUCAGGAAUAGAAGGUAAAGUUCUGCAGGCACAAGGUCUUCAUGUUGCACAUAUCGCUCAAUUAUAUUGUAGAAUUAAACUUCAAACUUGUACCAGUCCUAAUAAGAUUGCAUCAUCGGCAAAUAAUGGUAAAACUUUGGCAAAAUCUCGACUUUUACCCGCUAUGCCCAAUCCUCAAUUCAGUAUAGACUUCCACAUAGAAGGCGACAAUGUUCCAAGACAAUCUUUAUUGAUAUUUGAGAUUCGAAGUGCUAGUAAAGAGUUGCUAGCUAGUCGACGAAUCAGCCUUCAUGAAUUAUUAGGAGUCUCAGCAGCAACUGAUGAAAUUCGGACAUGGUUGGCAUUAAAUAAUGGAGCAUCGUUAGAAGUACAAAUUGCUCAUGGGAGGGAACUAAAAAGUAAAUCCACGAAGAAACUAUUCCGAUCUUGGUCAGUACACAGAAUCGGAAAAAUAUAA